Messenger RNA from Dothidotthia symphoricarpi CBS 119687, 675 nucleotides. RefSeq lists its product as uncharacterized. The transcript has a single exon. Bases 127 to 615 code for a protein of 162 amino acids. Lineage: Eukaryota; Fungi; Ascomycota; Dothideomycetes; Pleosporales; Dothidotthiaceae. The record is from RefSeq and is a predicted model, not a curated record.
UGUUGUCGCUCGACAAUCGCUCUGAGGUUUCGGACUCACACUGCUCAUCCACAGAGCCAAUUCCCGGCCCGUAUAGCGAGGCUACUUUGCUUCAGCCAAAAUCCAAGAAAUUAACCCAUGUAAAUAAUGAAAAUGACAUUCUUUUCCAUACCUCAUCCCGGCCAGCUACGCCAAGCACAUCUCCGAUGUCAGCAGCACAUGUGGAGAAUCAUGAGCAUAGCAAUGAGUUCGCAGUACUCCGAGAAAUGUAUGAGAGCGAGCUCUACAUCCAACGCUGCAUUUCAGCAAGUCCAUAUCAAAUGGGCGCAGACGACAAGCCCAUUACCUUCCCAGUCAUCGCGCGAUCGAUUCUAUUCCCAAAAAGUAUCGAACCUCGUCUGGAAAACUUUCACGGCACUACAGUUUCUACACCGAGCUUUUGUGAUCUACUCGCACCUCCGACAGUCUCUGCUUCUCCACCCAUUGAACGGACCAUUUCAGAGGGACACGGCGACUACAAAUACCAAUUCAACAUCUUCUGACAAGAAGAACCUUCCAAGUUGGCCAUGCGUGACUUUGGCUUCAUCGCUACAUCUCAUUGCUCCCGAGGCGUCGAAGAAAGUCUGGCUGGGGUGAAACUAUGCAAUCUUAGAUCUCAUGAUACGUAACGUUGUCAAGUAGAUUGUCAGAUUUAUA